AUGCACAAAUGUUCUCGCUGUGGAUCGGAAGUGAAAACAAUCCGAUAUGAUACCAACGCCAAACAUUGGUUAUUCAUGUGUGUGAAUGAAAAUUGUACAUUUCCAUUUGAUUUGGAUAAUUUUGAGGAUUAUCUUUGUGAGGAUGAUGAUACUUUGUAUCAACAAAAUUCAACAACUUUUGAUGUUCCGAAUGGUGAUCAAGUCAUUUGUAUUGAUGAUACCUCACCAAUGAAUAAGAGGAAUGAAAUUAUUGAUUUAAUUUCAUCACCAACAUCUCCAGCGCAAAAUCAAUCCGAUAACAUUACAGAUUUAUUCAAAGAAUACUUUUAA
Messenger RNA from Naegleria lovaniensis, 330 nucleotides. RefSeq lists its product as uncharacterized. The transcript has a single exon. The record is from RefSeq and is a predicted model, not a curated record. Bases 1 to 330 code for a protein of 109 amino acids. Lineage: Eukaryota; Heterolobosea; Eutetramitea; Acrasida; Naegleriidae.